AAAAGUGCAAGCUGCAAGAAUUUUAGGGGCUUCCCCUCUUUUAAAAUUACAACGAUUUCAUGAGAAUUGACUCCUGCUGUCAAGACACUGUAAGAUCUUGGAGUUGCUGUUUCUUUAUUUGGCUUCAGUGAAAACAAAACUAACCAGAAAAAUAAAUCAGAACAAAACAAAAAAGGCCGAGCUCCUCAGUGAGAAGGCAACUAGCAUUUCUGGGUGCAUUGUCUGGCAAGAAAGCCAGCACAGCUAGCGCGGGAGCCUGCCCUGACACUUGUCCUGAAUCCUCCCAUGGGUGGCAGGGAACUGCAGGGACAAAGGAUUGUGUUCUUGCAUCAGAUGCCAAGGGUUGCUGUUUUUAGGGCAGAUUUAUUGGAUGCUUAAGGCUUUGGUUAUACAUAGAUGGAGAGUAAUUUGUGAGCACCGUACCCUAAGUCGGGCUGUUUUUCAAAACAAUGCUAAUCGGAGUCUAACCAGUUCGUAGGACAAGAAGCCAUUUCCCCCCAAAGUUUCUUCUGGUUAGAACACACGACCUUGAAUUUAGAAUCUUUCCAGUUUGUCCCAAAGCCAGAUGCACGAGAGCAAUGAUUGCCCUUCUUUUAGAUGUCCCUCUCCACCUCUGGUCUUUUCUUGGACUUUUUGCUUUUUCUAAAGAUCAGACCAAUAGCCCCAGUUUAGGAGGUGUCUCCUGCUCUCGCUCCCAAGGUACAUGGCUUGCUUCCUUCAGAGACUUGCGUCCUGCCUUCACACGGGAACUUUCUUGGAAGAUUUUUCUGUCUCUCUCUUUCUAAGACAAUUCUUUGAAUUGAUGACUUUGGUAUUCACAGCAUACUAUAUUAUCAUUUUUAAAAAAACCUGUCCCCAGUGAGUACUAUCUUCCUAAUUAGACUGUAUGUUAUUUGAGGGCAGGGACCCAAUUAUAUAAAAUACUUACUAAAUUAUACUUUUUUUCUGAAAAUUGAGUUGGAUUAAAGAUUAUUCUGAAUGUAGACUUUCUUGCCAUAAAAUGACCAGUUCAGAUCUUCCUAAAAUCGGCCACGAAACAUUACGAAGGGCUCCAUGAUAAAGAUGCCAUGGUAAAUUAAGUGUGGGAAAGACAAAACAAUAUUAAACAGAUUCUCUUAUUGUAGGACUUGUCAGAGCCUUUAAUACACUCCUGUGCAUUGUGCAUCUCGUAGGGAGGAGGAAGACUGAGUCUGUAGUGUUUCCUAAGUUUUUUUGACCAUGGAGUCCUUUCACUUUGGAGCAUAUUGCAGUACGACUGUAUCCAGACUUUGGGGGAAGCUACAUUCUAAUAUAUCUCCCAAUGCUGGGGUGCAACUGAGAAUUGGAUGGCACUGUCCAACCAAGUAAGAUGCAUUUUGGCAUCUAGUAGGAGGGAAGGGGCCUGGGUCGAACCUGCCAUUCCCCAGUUCUUUCGGUUCCCCAAGCCCAUCCUUUAGACCUAGCAGAGGUCUGCACGAAGCUCUCCUUCAAAGCCAUUCCUGCGAGGAUGACAGGACUGGGGCCUCUUUGCCUCGUUUGGCAUGGCUUAGCCUCAGCCCAGGCUUCCUGGGGAGACUCAGUCCUCCCCUCGCUGGGCCUCUCUCAAGCAGUGCCUGGCACAGCCCUGGCUGGGAGCUGGUGGAGCCACCCGCCCUGUGGGGAGCUCAGAACACAAGCUAUACAUUCACGGGAUUCCUGGACAGCCAGGGACCCCCGCCAGCUGGGCUGACACUUCUUGUCCCACAGGCUUCAUUUCCGUGCUCUUCUGCGGGCCUUGCCAACACAGCCUUUCCUUUCCGAUCCCCUAAAAAGUUUCCAAAACCAGAAAGCAGCCCUGUGCUUUACUUCCAGAGACAGAGAGAGAGACAGAGACAGAGAGAGAGAGAGAGAGAGAGAGAGAGAGAGAGACUUUGUUCAGGGAAAUGGCCAGCUUUCCAGGUGCCAGCUCAGGUGCUAAUCUGUCUGUGCAGAGGCCCUGCUUCCUGCAAAGGUGGGCCAGACCCUGCCUUCCAGACUGUCUCUGGCUGGAGAGGGGCUUGCUACCAACACAGAACAAAGAGCAGAGUGUCCACAAAGUGUCGGAUUCUCUGGAAUGGUUACAGGCCAGGAGGAAUGCGGAGGACAAGGGCAGCGGCAGAGGAGGAGCCAGGAAGCCUCUCACAGGGAGAACUGAGCUGCUUCUGGAAGGAUUGGUCCAGGUCUUCUCCUGGCCAAGCCACCCCCCUUUCGAUAGCAGAUUAUGGACAGCGGCAUCCUGGGGGUGUUAGAGAGUCAGGCAGGUGGCUUUUUACCAACUGAUAGAGACGUAUGUCCCAUUUGAAUAGCUUGCAUAGUCAUAGCAGUGCCCACCUCCUGAAUGUCAACCCGGAUGCCGCAAUCUUUUGGCAGUAUUCUAUGCAGAUAUAGAAUGUCCCAUUCUAGGAACCUUUCUCAAAGCUUCUUCUCUGCUAACCCGUCAUCCAUCCCAGUUGUGAUGGUGGAGGGGAAACGUUUCAUGGCCCCUUGUGUGGCGUGUGGGAAAGCAACAUGCAGAGAAGGGUUUGUAGUUCAUCACUUUCCCUAUAGACUCCAGGAUGUCAUCGGCCAAGCUGGGAACAGGCACGUGGCCAGUGAUGCUGAUGCACUCUCAUGGCGAGUCAGUGUUUCCUAAGUGGGCAGCUCCUGUCAGACCCGAUUUCAUGGGGGGGCCUCUAGACACCGUUUCUAUAGAGACCGAUCACGUUUCCGUGGCACGAGAGGGAAAAUGCUGUCCAUGUGCUCCUUGACACUCUGGCUGGGCACUUAGAGAAAUGCGUCUUCCACAGGGAAAUAGGGAACCGGAAAGGAUUUAGAAAUGUUCUAACUCACAAUGAUAUCCCACCUGUCCCUGGUGCCAAAAAGGUUGGGGACCAUUGCUUUAAAGAGCUCGGGGGACCCACAGGCCUCAGGCUCCGUGUUUUGCUGGAGAGUGAGUUUCAGGUGAGGGCAAUGGAUUGAGCAGAGGGGCUCCCUGGUUACUGUUCACAUGGCCCCGGCGUCCAUGUGGGCGUCACCCUCAUGGGUAUCCAGUCAUUAGGGUCCCUCCUGGCCUGACAUUUGGAUCAAGAACCCCCAGUGAUGCACUUUUCCUGGGACCGUGACUUGCUCAGUUUUACUGCUUCCUCCAUUCCCACACAAGCCAUGCCUCAGCCUCCAGGCCUGGGGCCUGAGCUCCCCGGGCAGCGACAGGGAGCUCUUUGAAGCCAGCCCCUGGGCUCUGCAGUCCCCACUCUGGGGAUUCUUAGCAGCAGCUCUUUGGGUGUGAGUAUGAAAGGCCGCUGCAAAACCAUCCCAGCUGGGGCCCCUAGCUACAAGCUCUGCUUCUGGAGAGGUUUGCCAGGCGCCAAAAACAUCUCCGGUGCUUGGGCCAGGAGCUGCCAUUGGAAAGCGCAGCCAGGACCCCUCCCACUCUCCCCCAGUGGCAUCCUGGCUCCUGCCUCUCUUCCCUCCCUUCCUCCUUCCCUCAGAAGCGAGGACAGGCUGCAGGACGCCUCGUCUGCCCUGUGGUGCCCGGACAGAGCCCCCACCUCUGCAAAGAUGACCUGGAGACGGGUCCUGCUCCUGUCCUGCCUGUCGGCCGUGGUGCUCCUGGCCGUGCUGCGGGAAGGGACCGGAGCCUCAGUGGGCACCAGACAGGCAGCAGGAGAGGAGGCCCCAGAUGGUGUGAAACAGAAGAUUUUCAUGCAGGAAUCAGAUGCCUCGAAUUUCCUCAAGAGGCGCGGCAAGCGGUCCCCCCCAUCCAAAGAUGAGGUCAAUGCCCCUGGAAGCACUGUGUUCAGCGAGCAGGCUUUCUAUCCUUCACUUCCGAUGCAUCGGGGGGAGCAUGUCUUCUGCUGUGGGGUCUGUGGCCCUCCGCUGCAGGGCACUCGUCCCCUCGACCUGCCCACCCUCGGGAGAAGUGGAGAACAGGCAGAAGCUGCGGGCUGAUGAGCUGCGGAGAGAACAUUACGAGGAGCAAAGGAACGAGUUUGAGAACUUCGUGGAGGA
Molecule: messenger RNA, 3984 nt
Organism: Microcebus murinus (gray mouse lemur)
Lineage: Eukaryota; Metazoa; Chordata; Mammalia; Primates; Cheirogaleidae
Source: RefSeq, a predicted model, not a curated record